Hyaloscypha bicolor E is the source of this 879-nucleotide messenger RNA. RefSeq lists its product as uncharacterized. Lineage: Eukaryota; Fungi; Ascomycota; Leotiomycetes; Helotiales; Hyaloscyphaceae. Bases 1 to 879 code for a protein of 292 amino acids. The record is from RefSeq and is a predicted model, not a curated record. The transcript has 4 exons.
AUGAGAAAGAUGCAAUGGAAAUCUUUCUGGCUCUGGGAAAUCUCUGAUUAUCCGGAACCCAGCCUCCUCGAAAGUGGUCUUAGUGACUCUGCUCAGAGGGACAUCAAAGUGCUCGGCGAUUUUGAUAUACGGUCCCGGAAUCGUGCGAACACCUUGGAAAUUCCCGAGAAUAGAGAAUCUGGGAUUAUUCUUGAGACCGUUGAUGAGCCAGCACUCUGCAAUCAACUCAUACAGAAUCUGGUUGUCCCGAGACCUUUUGUCCGGAAGACCGUCUUCCUGGGUAAAUUGAGGGUUAGAGAAAAAGGAGAAAGUCUGAAAACUGGUAGCGAAGAUGGCAGGAAUCCCUUUUCUUGGGAGGAACUGGAUCCAACCAGCCGCUCAGAUCAUAAAACCGGAAAAGGCAGACCCAGUACGCUUCCUAGAGAGGGCGUCUUCGUUGCCAACUUUAUCGUAAUCAACAUGAUCAAGUCCAAUGUCCGAGAACUGCAGGUUGGCCAUGCUCUGGUAGUCAGUAAGGCCGCUAUCUCGAUGGAUUUGAAAGAGCAACUCCCGCUCCGACCUCUGCAGCAACUUAGAAGCGGUGUUAGUCAUGAGAGAGACACACGCCUGGCUGAUUAUUCCAUCUGUCAAGCCAUACUGCUAUUCCUGAAGGUAUUCGCGGAGGUUGUUCCAAUCUUUGAAGAAACAAUAAAUCUUGAAAUAAAGAUCGUCGCCCUCGUCCAAUCCAUAGUUGACUUGGCGAGUCUGUACGAAAGAAUCCAUAACAUCGAUAUCAGUAGAUGGUACAGCCUUCUCCGACAGCCUCGCUAUCUUCUCCCACUUCCUGGCUUUGCCCUUCCUUUUCCCGUACUGAAUCUUUCGAAGGUUCCUGUUGCCUGA